AUCGCAAGCGCGAACAGAAUCCGAGUCUGUCAUGAUUGCCGCGGAGUCUUCAUCAACACUUUCUGCAUGCCUGAAAAAUGGUGGUCGAACUAUCUCCAAAAUUCAAAUGGCUAUUUUGGAUGCGAAGCAACUCAGGAUACAGACACAGUCACUGGAAUAAAUACAUGGGGCUUCUUCCAAAGCAAGCAUCUCAAGCUAGACCUCAACUACGACUGGUCCAAAAUCAACAUCUUCAGCCGCUGGAUCAAAGAUAAAGCCACCAACAAAACCAAGACCGGAAUCAUUGUCUUCGACCCAACAGAACAAAUCAACUACGAGAACUUUCAAACCCAGACCGAAGCGAAUACCCAGGAUCCAUUCUGGGCCUGGCCCCAGAUCCUCCAUGAAGCAACAAACUUCCAAGACAGCGCCGUCUGGGGCAUCCGCGAUGUUGUCCGGAAAAUUGAGAAGCAAGAUCGACCGGAAGGUCGACCAGGACCCGAUUAUCGUCGCCUUCACGACAUUGCCCGACACGCUAUUCAUGUUACAGAGUCGCUGGAUGUGGCUGUACAGACACUAGAGCAGAUUCUUCGUCAACACCAGUGCUAUACGGGCUCAAUUGCCGGAAUCCCAUCUCAGCAACACCCCAACAUCCCCACAGAUAUUCAAUCCCAGCUAGGAUUCUCCCAAAGCUGCUUGAAUAGCCUCCGACACCGCUCAAUUUCCAACGAAAAGCGACUCCAGAAUGAAAUUCAACUCGCAUUCAAUACGGUCGCACAACAUGACGCUAGCGUGACAGUGAAAAUCAGCCAGGCCAUGAUGUCCGAUAACACGGCUUUGAAGACCCUGGCAUUCGUGACCUUCAUUUUCCUACCGCCCACUUUCAUUUCCUCGAUAUUCAGUAUGGCAUUUUUCGAUUUCAGUCCUGACUCGGGGUUCACGGUUUCCAAGGAUAUGUGGAUUUAUUGGGCGUUUGCUAUUCCUACGACGCUUCUGACGGGGGUUAUGUGGCAAUAUUGGCACAAGUUUGCGCCGAGGAAGCAGGUGCAAAGGAGGUUGCAGAGUUUCCACGGUGUCAAGUCGCAGAAAUUGCCAAAGAGUGAAGUAUGA
Penicillium argentinense is the source of this 1089-nucleotide messenger RNA. RefSeq lists its product as uncharacterized. The annotation marks the transcript as partial. The transcript is spliced from 2 exons. The record is from RefSeq and is a predicted model, not a curated record. Lineage: Eukaryota; Fungi; Ascomycota; Eurotiomycetes; Eurotiales; Aspergillaceae.